Molecule: messenger RNA, 577 nt
Organism: Anopheles nili
Lineage: Eukaryota; Metazoa; Arthropoda; Insecta; Diptera; Culicidae
Exons: 1
Coding region: 127-507 (126 amino acids)
Source: RefSeq, a predicted model, not a curated record
UAAAAUUAACAUAUACGACUAAAUUUAUAUAUCCUAAUAUUGCAUUCUGUUAUCAUAUAUCGGUUUCAUGAUGGAAUGGUUUACUUUUAUUUGGCAAUAUAGAUCAUAUCAUCAUCUUCUCACACGAUGGCACCAAUAAGUUUGUUAUGUAAAGAUUUUCUCCGAUCGUUGCUUGUUACUGAAGAUAAUCGUACUAAGGACAACUGUUCACAAUCAUUGGGUCAUCGAAUAUUAGCUGGGACUGAUUCAAUCUCGCCUGUUGCUGAUGAUGACAGUGAUGCUCUGGUUAGUGCAAAUGCCAAGGUGUAUGAUAACGAUGGCGAUGAAGGAGAAACAGAUGGAACAAUUGAGGCACGAUGGAAGGAAAAAUAUUUGUCUCGCAAGGCGGCCCAUGUCGAGUACAAUCGAACGACUCAAACCAUCCAAGACAGUAACAUCACUGCUGGAGACGAUGCUAUACUGAGGAAGUUGCUGGACGAACCAAUAGAUAUAUCUUUUCAUACUUAAUUAUGUUUGAAUCGAACGAACGUGGACACAAUAAAAAAAUAAUUCAAAGUAGCUUUGCUUUGAGCUAUAA